AUGCUUCAAGGAAAGAUCAUUGAGCCCCUGUCACCACCGAGCUCUCCUCGCAUGUCUGCUCAAGACUACAAGCCAGCACUACCUGGUUGGCAAGCACAUCCGGAUCACCAACCGUCUUUCGGGCAGGGAUAUUCCCAUGCACCGAGCCAGUACCAGACUCCUCAGGAGCCUAUGCCAAACAGCCAUGUUCUGAGUGCACCCCAAGGACCCUCACUGAGGUCGUACAAGACAUCGCCAUACCCUCUCAAUGCUCAGUACUCGGCCGGUAGCACUGCUCCGGGUGCUUACGCACAACACGCUUCAUCAGAGGGCAAGCCUCACGCGACGUCUCAAGCCAAUACGGGACCUGGACAGCAGACUUUGGGUGAAUCUCUGCCUGGCAGCCCUUCAUCUCAUAUGAGCCCUCAUUCGCAAGGAAUCGACCCCGACGAUGAGAUUGCGGAUGAUGACGAUGAUGCGAGUGGAGAAGCAGACGACGGCGAGAACAAAGUUCCCAUGACGGCAGCCGAGAUCAGAAAUCAGAAGCGCAAGAUGAAGCGGUUUAGACUCACGCAUAACCAGACAAGAUUCCUGAUGAGCGAGUUCAGUCGUCAAGCUCAUCCUGAUGCUGCGCAUCGCGAGAGACUGUCGAGAGAGAUUCCUGGCCUCAGCCCGCGUCAGGUCCAGGUGUGGUUCCAGAACAGACGUGCGAAGCUGAAGCGCUUGACAGCCGAGGAUCGUGAGAGAAUGAUGAAGUCAAGAGCUCUACCUGACAACUUCGACAUGACACCCAGUCUGCACAACAACUAUGGCGCAGCUCCUGGAGGCAUCACACCGGGCGCCUCCCCUGCCAGUUACGGUACCGUCAUUCACCAGCCCGGACACAUUCGUCCAUUGACCCUCGACACCCUCCGCCGAGGAGACAUGGGACCUAGCUAUGUCAGCCCAACCGGCAUUCCGCCUGGUAUGACAUCCAUGGCAUAUACCCCUCCGCAUUCUGCCACCGACACCAUGUCUCCCGUCUCUAGACCGCCUGAAGGUGCUGCUUACGGAUACACUCCUCGAUCAAACGUGGAUAGCCCUCAAAGAGCCAUGUUCCCUGGACCUCCUCCAUCGUACACAAGCCAAUACUCCCAACCUCCCCGUCUUCCUGUCCAUGAUCGUUUCAGACGCGCAAGUGGAGAGACUGCAACCUCAUCUCCUCUGAGAUCCAGCAUGUCUUACGGCAGCUUGAGCGGCGAAAGCUCGCAACACCCUUCAGAGGCAAGAACUCCAGGACUCUCGGCAUCUGAAGGUCAGGGCUACAUCUCUCAACAAGAUGCGCAGAGGAACAUGCCUCCCCCAAGCGGCCCGUAUGGCUUGGGUCUCCCACCUUACGGCUUCCCCAGCUAUCAAUCGAGCGUACGCCCAGCUCAGCCGCCUACCAGCGGCGCUCCCAGCAUCGACAUGAUCAACGCCUACCACAGAGACAGCCAACAACUUCUCAGCCAACACCCCUCGUCCUUCCCCGAAUACCAACAGUACCACAACCCGACUCCUUACUCCACGCCUCAAAUGCCCCACUAUGCCAACUUCAGCAACCAAUUCGCCCCCUCCUCCUCGUACUCGGGCCCAUACAUGCAGCGUUCGGAGCAGCAGCAGCAAGCACAGCCUCAGCAGCCCAACCACCACCAGCCUCAAGCGCAGCAACCUCCUGCUCCCGUGGCGCCUGGUAUCGCACAGCGUCCCUCAUACCCCGGACAGCGCAGCAAUGAAUCUGAGGGCGAACACAGCGAUGGCGGUGUUCCCAUUACAUCUUCUUACUAG
Messenger RNA from Aureobasidium pullulans EXF-150, 1785 nucleotides. RefSeq lists its product as uncharacterized. The transcript is spliced from 3 exons. The record is from RefSeq and is a predicted model, not a curated record. Gene Ontology annotation, biological process: regulation of transcription by RNA polymerase II. Lineage: Eukaryota; Fungi; Ascomycota; Dothideomycetes; Dothideales; Saccotheciaceae. Gene Ontology annotation, molecular function: RNA polymerase II transcription regulatory region sequence-specific DNA binding; DNA-binding transcription factor activity, RNA polymerase II-specific. The coding region runs from base 1 to 1785 and encodes 594 amino acids.